Molecule: messenger RNA, 4927 nt
Organism: Chaetura pelagica (chimney swift)
Lineage: Eukaryota; Metazoa; Chordata; Aves; Apodiformes; Apodidae
Gene: INO80
Product: INO80 complex subunit
Exons: 35
Coding region: 46-4731 (1561 amino acids)
Biological process (GO): DNA repair; DNA-templated transcription; chromatin remodeling
Cellular component (GO): nucleus; Ino80 complex
Molecular function (GO): ATP-dependent chromatin remodeler activity; ATP binding; DNA binding
Source: RefSeq, a predicted model, not a curated record
AGCCCUGUGUUCAGAGGUGCUUGUGCAUGACGAGAAGUUUGUUCUAUGGCCUCAGAGCUGGGUGCCAAGGAGGAUGGCAGCUGCUCAGAGCUGGCAAAACCCCUUUAUCUGCAAUAUCUGGAGAAAGCUCUGCGACUGGAUCAGUUUUUACGACAGACGUCUGCCAUCUUCAACAGGAGUAUAUCCAGUGAUGAAAGUGAAGAUGGAUUGGAUGACAAUCCUUUGCUGCCUCAAUCUGGGGAUCCCCUGAUGCAAGUUAAGGAAGAGCUUCCAAACUCUUUGCUUGGGGAGUCUUCUGGAGCAGGGAAUUCUGGAAUGCUGAACACACCUUCCCUGAACGGAGUGCUGCAGCCAGAACCAAAGUCUGAAAAAGGGAGCUUGUAUAACUUUUCCAAACUGAAGAAAAGCAGAAAGUGGCUGAAGAGUAUCCUUCUGAGUGAUGACUCCAGUGACACAGAUUCACCAAGUGAUGAGGAUGGAGAGGAGGAAGAAGAAUUUUCUCUUUCAAGGGAGGAACUUCACAAUAUGCUGCGAUUACACAAAUACAGGAAACUGCAUCAAAGUAAAUAUAGCAAAGACAAAGAGUUGCAGCAGUAUCAGUACUACAGUGCAGGACUGCUAUCUACACAUGAUCCUUACUAUGAGCAGCAGCGCCACCUGCUAGGGCCCAAGAAAAAGAAGUUCAAAGAAGAGAAAAAACUAAAAGCCAAGUUGAAAAAAGUGAAGAAAAAGAGGAGACGGGAUGAAGAGCUGUCUUCAGAGGAGUCACCACGACACCACCAUCAUCAGACCAAAGUUUUUGCCAAGUUUUCUCAUGAUACUCCACCACCUGGGUCCAAGAAGAAGCAUUUGACUAUUGAGCAACUUAACGCACGUCGGCGGAAAGUGUGGCUUAGCAUUGUUAAAAAGGAGUUGCCAAAGGCAUACAAACAAAAAGCCUCAGCCCGCAACCUUUUCCUAACCAACAGCAAAAAGCUUGCCCAUCAGUGCAUGAGGGAGGUACGUCGAGCUGCAAUCCAGGCCCAGAAAAACUGUAAGGAAACUCUGCCACGAGCACGUCGUCUUACUAAGGAGAUGCUUCUUUAUUGGAAAAAGUAUGAAAAGGUGGAGAAAGAACAUCGUAAACGAGCUGAGAAGGAGGCUCUGGAGCAACGCAAGCUGGAUGAGGAGAUGAGAGAGGCUAAGAGGCAGCAGCGAAAACUUAACUUCCUGAUCACACAAACUGAAUUAUAUGCCCAUUUUAUGAGUCGUAAGCGAGACAUUGGACAUGAUGGAAUACAGGAGGAAAUCCUACGCAAGCUGGAGGACAGCUCUACCCAAAGGCAGAUAGAUAUUGGUGGAGGAGUAGUGGUCAACAUCACCCAAGAAGAUUAUGAUAGUAACUAUUACAAGGCCCAAGCUUUGAAGAAUGCUGAGGAUGCUUACCAGAUUCAUCAGGCCCGGACCAGAUCAUUUGAUGAAGAUGCAAAAGAAAGCCGGGCAGCUGCAUUACGGGCUGCUAACAAGUCUGGUACUGGCUUUGGAGAGAGCUACAGUUUAGCAAACCCAUCUAUCCGGGCAGGAGAGGAUAUUCCACAGCCUACUAUUUUCAAUGGAAAACUGAAAGGUUAUCAACUGAAAGGCAUGAAUUGGCUGGCCAACCUGUAUGAGCAGGGCAUCAAUGGAAUCCUGGCAGAUGAAAUGGGUCUGGGUAAAACAGUACAAAGUAUUGCUCUCCUUGCACAUCUGGCUGAGAGAGAGAACAUCUGGGGACCUUUUUUAAUAAUUUCACCUGCUUCUACUCUGAACAACUGGCACCAGGAGUUUGCCAGAUUUGUACCUAAAUUUAAGGUGCUACCUUAUUGGGGAAAUCCACACGAUAGAAAGGUGAUCAGGAAGUUCUGGAGUCAGAAGACAUUGUAUACUCAGGAUGCUCCUUUCCACGUGGUGAUUACCAGUUAUCAGCUAGUAGUACAGGAUGUGAAGUAUUUCCAACGAGUUAAGUGGCAAUACAUGGUGUUGGAUGAAGCACAAGCACUCAAGAGUAGUUCCAGUGUCCGUUGGAAGAUUCUGCUGCAGUUCCAGUGUCGGAACAGAUUGUUGUUGACUGGGACCCCAAUCCAGAACACAAUGGCUGAGCUGUGGGCCCUGCUGCAUUUUAUCAUGCCAACACUGUUUGAUUCCCAUGAAGAGUUCAAUGAGUGGUUUUCUAAGGACAUAGAGAGCCAUGCAGAGAACAAAUCUGCCAUUGAUGAGAAUCAGCUAUCUCGCUUACACAUGAUCUUGAAGCCUUUCAUGUUGAGAAGAAUAAAGAAAGAUGUGGAAAAUGAGCUGUCAGAUAAGAUUGAAAUCCUUAUGUACUGCCAGCAGACAAGUCGACAGAAGCUGUUGUACCAAGCUCUGAAAAACAAAAUCUCUAUUGAUGACCUCCUGCAGUCCUCAAUGGGCACUACUCAGCAAGCACAGACCACAACUAGUAGUCUCAUGAAUCUAGUCAUGCAGUUCAGGAAGGUGUGCAAUCACCCGGAGCUGUUUGAGCGACAAGAAACGUGGUCUCCAUUUCACAUCUCCCUAAAGCCAUACCAGAUUUCAAAGUUCAUCUACCGUCAUGGACAGAUCAGGGUCUUUAACCACUCACGGGACAGGUGGUUAAGGAUUUUACUUUCGCCAUUUGCACCAGACCACAUCCAGCAGUCUCUCUUCCAUAGGAAGGGUGUCAAUGAAGAAAGCUGUUUUUCUUUCCUCCGGUUUAUUGAUGUCUCUCCAGUGGAAAUGGCAAACCUCAUGAAUCAGGGACAUUUAGCCAGAUGGUUAGCUCUUUUCCUGUCUCUGAAAGCAUCCUAUAGGCUCCAUCACAGGCGCUCCUGGAUGGAGACAGAAUGGGAGAAACAGCAGGGGUCACGUUGUUUGAGGAACAGGGAUUUCUUGCUUGAUGUAGAUUUCCCACUGUCUUUCCCAAACUUGCACAGCUGCACUUUGCUGCAGAACCUUGUGUUCAGUAGCCACUGUAAAGCAGUGACUGGCUAUUCAGAUCAUGUCAUUCAUCGAAGGAGAUCAGCUACCUCAUGUGUUCGGUGCUGCCAGGUGACUGAGCUGCCGUCCUUCCUGUGCAUAGCCAGCCCACGGGUAACAGCUGUGCCACUGGAGUUCUACUGCAAUGACCGAAGUGCAGAAUAUGAGCGCAGGGCACUGAAGGAAGGAGGAAGUCUUGAAGCAAAGCAGUGUGUACUCAAUGGAGCCCCUGAGCUAGCAGCUGACUGGCUGAAGCAAUGCUCCCGGUUCUUCCCAGAGUCUCCAGGAGGGCUGUUAGGGAUCAGGCCUCAAAAUGGCUGGUCUUUUAUCAGGAUACCAGACAAAGAGAGUCUGAUAACUGACAGUGGAAAACUUCAUGCUCUUGAUCUUCUGUUGACACGGCUGAAAUCUCAAGGACACAGAGUUCUCAUCUACUCCCAGAUGACACGGAUGAUUGACUUACUGGAGGAAUACAUGGUUUAUAGGAAACAUACCUACAUGAGAUUGGAUGGUUCCUCAAAGAUCUCUGAACGAAGGGACAUGGUAGCAGAUUUUCAGAACAGGAAUGAUAUUUUUGUGUUCCUGUUAAGCACGAGAGCUGGAGGCUUGGGCAUUAACCUUACAGCUGCAGAUACGGUAAUUUUCUAUGACAGUGACUGGAACCCAACAGUAGACCAGCAAGCCAUGGACCGGGCACACAGGCUGGGCCAGACGAAACAAGUCACAGUGUAUCGGCUGAUCUGUAAAGGCACCAUUGAGGAGCGCAUCUUGCAGAGGGCCAAGGAGAAGAGUGAGAUCCAGCGAAUGGUGAUUUCAGGUGGCAAUUUCAAACCUGACACCUUGAAGCCAAAGGAAGUGGUCAGCCUUCUCCUCGAUGAUGAGGAACUAGAAAAGAAAUUGCGUCAGCGUCAAGAAGAGAAGCGACAGCAGGAAGAAACAAACCGUGUGAAAGAACGAAAGCGUAAAAGGGAAAAAUAUGCUGAGAAGAAGAAGAAAGAAGAUGAAUUGGAUGGGAAGAGAAAGAAAGAGGCUAUGAACCUUGUGAUCCCAUUUGUUCCUUCAGCUGAUAACUCCAAUCUGUCUGCUGAUGGCGAUGACUCCUUCAUUAGUGUAGACUCUGCCAUGCCCAGCCCUUUCAGUGAAAUAUCCAUUAGCAGUGAAUUACAUAUGGGCUCUAUCCCCCCUGAUGAGAGCAGCAAUGAUAUGCUUGUGAUUGUGGAUGAUCCAGCUUCUUCAGCACCUCAGUCAAGGGCAACAAACUCUCCUGCUUCCAUUACAGGCUCAGUUUCAGAUACUAUCAAUGGUGUUUCAAUGCAAGAUGCACCUUUCUCUGGGAGAGGCCAGUCAGGUCGAAGCCGGGGUCGUCCUAAAAGUGCGAGCGGCGGAUCCAAAGGCGGCACCGGGAAGGGCCGGAGCCGGAAAUCGAUAGCGGGAAGCGCGGCUGCCAUGGCAGGGGCCAAAGCGGGGGCGGCAGCAGCCUCGGCAGCAGCUUACGCAGCCUACGGGUACAAUGUCUCUAAAGGGAUGUCUGCAAGUAGCCCUCUGCAAACAGCAAUUAUUCGGCCUUCUGGACUAGCAGAUUUUGGACCUUCAAGCGCCUCUUCUCCCUUGAGCUCCCCUUUGAGUAAAGGAAACAGUGUUUGUGGGACCCCCAAAAGCUUAAACCUGACCAGCACUCUCAUAUCAGAAGCUCCAGUUCGGAAGCAAAGCAAAGGUGCCCACACCUCGGGUGGUCGGUAGUAGUUUUGAACCCCCAAAGCUUUGAACUGUGUUGGCUUUCAGAGUAGACCACCCUGCCAGUUGAAGGCAUGUGAGCAAAUGCCUUGUUGCUGUCCAGCACGCGUGUGAAAAGAAAAUCAAAGCACAAUGGGAGUGGGUGGUUUAUGUGAGCACUUUGAUUAUGUGUAUUCCAAAAAACUAUCUUUGCAGACACUGC